UUUAACGAGGAGUACACAUCGUGCUGAUUGUACACAAAAAUAAUUUUUACGGAUAAUGGAUAUAGUAGACGGAGAAACUACAGGAAAUCAAGAAUCGGUCGUCUCGCCUGGAGCCCAAGGCAAAGUUCUAGAACUAAAAGCAAAAAUGGCUAGCAAUGAGCUGAACCAUGCAAACCAUGCUGAGCAAAAUGGACAUGCCACUCUACCAAUGUCCAAGGACGAAGAUCGACAUAAAAGCUCAUCAAAGCAUUCCUCUAGCUCCAAACAUGGGCACAGCUCCUCAUCCUCUAAGCACUCAAGCAGCUCCAGAAAACAUGGCAGUUCUAGCUCAUCCAGCAAGCACAGGGACAGUAGCAGUUCCAGUUCACACAAGCAUAAAGAUAAAGACAAGGAGAGGAGUAGCUCAAGUUCUAAGGAUAAGGAUAGGAGCUCGAGCAGCAAGCAUUCCAGUUCAUCUCAUAAACCUAGCUCGAGCAGCAGUCAUAAAGAGGGCAGUUCCAAGGAGAAGAGUUCCAGCAGCAGCAGUAGCAAAGAAAAAAGUUCGAGCAGCCAUAAGGAGGGCUCCAGCAAGCACAGCUCGUCAAGCAGUCAUAAGCAUAGCUCAUCCUCAAGCAGUCACAAGCAUAAAGAUGGCAGCAGUUCGAAACAUAGUUCCUCCUCUGAAAAACACAAAGAAAGGAACAAGGAGGAUGCUGAAAAAGUGAAAGUAAAAACUGAGCCAUCUUCUCCAAUGAAAUCACCUUCUCCGACAAAAUCACCUUCCCCAAUGAAAUCGCCAGUGUUGGAGAAAUCACCUAGUCGGUCCCCCUCCAAAAGGGAACCAUCACCUGUGAAGCCUGUGAAAGAAGAAGAUAUGAGUGAUGAUGAAAUACCUUUGGCCACCAGAAUUAAGAAAGAGCAGCCAUCAGAGAAAAGGCCCCAUGAUUCGGAUGACGAUGAUGAUGAACCAUUGUCUGCCAGAAUUGAAAAAGAGAAGAAGAAACAAAAGAAAGAUGUGAAGGUUGAAAAACCCAGCAGUGCAAAGAAGAGGAAACCUGUUGAUUCGGAUGAUGAUGUUCCAAAGAAGAAGAAAAAGAAGGUCAUUAAGCCAGAAAAUAUGAAACAGGAGAAGAAAUCCCCAUCCAAGAAAGUCAAGGAGGAAGAAACUAAUGAAGUCUGGAGAUGGUGGGAGGAGGAUCGCAGGGAUGACGGUGUCAAAUGGAACUUCCUGGAACACAAAGGACCACUGUUCGCUCCCGACUACGAACCACUGCCCAAUGAUGUCAAGUUCUACUAUGAUGGUAAGGUAGUGAAACUGUCAGAACCAGCGGAAGAAGUGGCCACCUUCUACGCCAGGAUGUUGGAUCAUGACUACACCACAAAGGAUGUCUUCAACAACAACUUUAUGAAAGACUGGAAAAAGAUGAUGACGACGUCAGAGAGAGAACUAAUCAGAGACCUGAAGAAAUGCAAUUUCAAAGAAAUGGCAGAAUAUUUCAAGCUCAAGUCAGAGGAAAGAAAAAACCGCUCUAAAGAAGAAAAAAAGGCUGAAAAGCUGAACAAUGAUGAAAUUCAAAAAGAGUAUGGGUUCUGUUUAAUGGACGGCCACAAGGAGAAGAUUGGGAAUUUUAAGAUUGAGCCCCCAGGUCUGUUCCGAGGGAGAGGUGACCAUCCAAAGCAGGGCAUGUUAAAGAGGAGGACUCAACCAGAGGAUGUUAUCAUCAACUGCAGCAAAACUGCCAAAGUACCAAGCCCUCCACCUGGUCAUAAGUGGAAAGAAGUUCGUCAUGACAAUAAGGUCUCAUGGCUUGCAUGCUGGAACGAAAAUAUUCAGGGAAGCACCAAGUACGUCAUGUUAAAUGCAGCUUCAAGACUGAAGGGAGAGAAAGACUGGCAGAAGUAUGAGACUGCAAGAAGACUUCAUAAAUGUGUGGACAAGAUUCGGGCCCAGUACAGAGAGGACUGGAAAUCCAAGGAGAUGAGGAUACGGCAGAGAGCUGUUGCCCUGUAUUUCAUUGACAAGCUUGCCCUGAGAGCAGGUAACGAGAAGGAGGAAGGAGAAACAGCCGACACUGUUGGUUGUUGUUCCCUCAGGAAGGAACAUUUGACUCUGCACGAGAAAUACGAGGACCAGGAGUAUGUGGUCGAGUUUGAUUUCCUGGGUAAGGACUCCAUCAGGUACUACAACCGAAUGCCGGUCGAAAAGAGGGUCUUCAAAAACCUGCAGCUGUUCAUGGACAACAAGGCCGGGGAGGAUGAUGUGUUUGACCGACUCAAUACGACUAUUCUGAAUAAACAUCUGCAUGAGCUGAUGGACGGGCUAACGGCCAAAGUGUUCCGUACAUACAACGCGUCUCGGACACUUCAGGAACAGCUCAACCUGCUGACAGAAGCUGAUGAUAAUGUACCCAGCAAACUUCUGUCCUACAAUCGCGCCAACAGAGCGGUCGCUGUCUUGUGUAACCAUCAGCGGGCGGCCCCAAAAAACUUCAGCAAACAGAUGGAGAACCUGCAGAACAAGAUUGAUGAUAAAAAAGCCGCCAUCAAAGAAGCUAAAAAGAAUGUAAAAGAUGCCAAGGCUGAUUAUAAAGCCACAAAAACAGAGAAAGCCAAACAAGCACUGACUAAGAGGAAGACCCAGCUACAGCGCCUUGAGGAGCAGCUCACCAAACUGGAGGUUCAGGCUACUGACAAGGAAGAAAACAAGGAAAUAGCUUUAGGAACCUCCAAACUGAAUUAUCUUGAUCCUAGAAUUUCAGUGGCUUGGUGCAAGAAAUGGGAAGUUCCUAUAGAGAAAAUUUACAACAAAACUCAGCGCGAGAAGUUUAGAUGGGCAAUAGACAUGGCUGAGGCAGAUUUUGAAUUUUAACAAAAAUUAUUUUUUAGAUGAGAAAGUCAAUUGGAUACAAUGGGCAUGAAUGAACAGUGUAUGUGGCAUUUAAAUUAUGCAUGUUCAGAUUGUAGAUAUGACAUUUAAGAUGCAGUAUCAAAUUGUCAACUGAUUUUCAAAGAGAUGUCUCCACAUGUCAUGUGUAUUUAAAUUAUGUGUAAUCUGUCAAAACAAAGCUAUAGAUUUAUUAGUAUUGAUAAAUUAUGGUCUUCAAGACUUGUAUAUUUAUAUACAUGUACAUUAAUGGUUAUUUUUCAUCAGCAUUGUUAGAUUUAUUUAGUGUUUUACUUGAUAAAUUGUGAUUAUUUUACUCUGAAUUGUCCCCUUGAUUUCAAAUUUUAAUCAUGGAUCAGAUGCUGAUAUUGUUACAUCAUGCUUUUAGCAAUUGUGUAAAUUUUAUUGACAGUGUGUGAAAACCAUUCAAUAUCAGGUUAAGGUAUGAAUUGUAUGACACAACUAAGACCUGCAUUAUUCACUCUUGCUAAUGUUGAUCUUCCCAAGUUAUGUACAAGUUUUACUUUCCAAGGUCUUCACGUUUUAGAAAAUCUUUUAGGUAAUUUUAGAUAUUUGUUCUGGAAGUGUCAUUACCAUUUCUUUUUAUAUUAUGUAAAGUUAUCUAGCGGUGACGUGGGUGUAUAAAACAACCACUCUAAUAAAACAGCGUGUCUUCAUUAAGACGGGCAGAAACUUGUCUUUGUGAUCAUCUCUAUCCUUAGACUCAUCAUGAUAUUAUUCCUCUCAUUUUUGCAUGAUUUUUGAGUGUUUGCAUUGCGAUUUAUUAUUAUUUAUGGAUCUAUAUUUUUUUUUUCAUUCUUAAAGUACAUUUGUAAGGAUCACACCUAAUAUUUUUUCUUUUUAACAAAUUUGAGUAUUUAAUCAAUGUUAUAAAUACAACCAUUUUUGUGGAAAUGAAUUGCAAUUUUCUUACUUUUUUAUUUUGAUGUAAACUCCAAAAUUUUAUAUUCGUUAUUAAAAUACAGGAUGUAAUGAAAGUGCCUAACAGAAACAAAAAAAAUGUUUUGAUAUUUAAAUCAGAAAACAUCCAUAUCUGUGAAGUCUACCUCAGUUUUGGCACUUCAAGGUGUUCAUCCACAAGUUCUUGUAGUCACACGUCACAAGUAGUAUUUAGUUUUUAGUUUCUUUUAUUUAGGCAUCACAGGCUUUGCAUGUGUCAACUUAUCAUAGUAGAUCUCAGUCAUUAAAUCAGGCACUAAUUAGCUACAUGUAGGUUGUGUUAAUUGUCAGAAGUCCCUACAUCACCCUACUACACUGUGUCUCAUGUUUACUGGGUUCUGUGUUGGAUCAUCUUGCUGACAUGCUGUGUUAUAUCUGGUGUAAUUCAAUCUUGUUAUGGAGCUUGUUUUUCGUUAUCAAUUGAACACCACUAUUAAAUUUUAAUUCUAUGUUCAGCAAUCCAAUAUUACUGUCCAAAUAAAAUCUUGAUAUGAAAUAAA
Magallana angulata is the source of this 4323-nucleotide messenger RNA. Its product is annotated as DNA topoisomerase I, mitochondrial-like. NCBI's taxonomy places the organism in Eukaryota, Metazoa, Mollusca, Bivalvia, Ostreida, Ostreidae. Bases 56 to 2848 code for a protein of 930 amino acids. Gene Ontology annotation, biological process: DNA topological change; chromosome segregation; DNA replication. Gene Ontology annotation, molecular function: DNA topoisomerase type I (single strand cut, ATP-independent) activity; DNA binding. The record is from RefSeq and is a predicted model, not a curated record. The transcript has 20 exons. Gene Ontology annotation, cellular component: nucleolus; chromosome.